Molecule: messenger RNA, 759 nt
Organism: Heterobilharzia americana
Lineage: Eukaryota; Metazoa; Platyhelminthes; Trematoda; Strigeidida; Schistosomatidae
Source: the annotation of a GenBank genome assembly
AUGCAUCCAGGAACUUAUACUGAGUUAGUCAAGGGUAAGACCAUAACUUUAGGUUUGAUUUCAUCGAUUAUUCAGAAUGAAGAAAGCGUUAUUGAAGAAGGGAAAAUAAAACGAAGUAGUUUAACACGGUAUAAUGUACGGUGCAACAACUGGUUCCAAGAAGGGAAAAAUCUGUCAUCCUAUGCGUACAAAUGUCCUGAUUUACAAAUAAAGCCAAUAUCCAUCAGUAAAUUGGAAAUGAUGACACAUUUCAGUCGAAAGGAAUUACAACUACUUUACCAAGGCUUUAAACAGAUUUGUCCUUUGGGUGUUGCAAGUAAGGAAUCCUUUGUGGGUAUCUACCAAAAGUUCUUCCCUAACCGUGCAUCCAGUGCAUACGCUCAGUUGUGUUUUCGAGUUUUUGACAAACGACACGCAGGAGAAUUAACAUUUGAGCAAUUCGCCUGUGGCCUAUCGAAGUUAACCAGAGGUUCGAAAAUGGAUAAGAUCAAAUGGAUAUUUUCUUUAUAUGAUAUUGAUGAAGAUGGUUACAUAAGCAGAUCAGAACUCAAGGAAGUUGUGCAAGCAAUAUAUGAGUUACUGGGUGAUAAAUUAUUUCUCGGUAACGCUGUUCACGCUAUUGAAGAUAGGGUAAAUACAAUGUUUAUUAAAUAUGAUCUUGAUCGAGAUGGAAAGAUAUCAAAAGAUGAAUUUCUCCGUGUCUCCACUCAGGACCCAGAAUUCAUGGCCAAUUUAAGUUUAUUUGAUACGGUAACGUAG